Molecule: messenger RNA, 2936 nt
Organism: Erpetoichthys calabaricus (reedfish)
Lineage: Eukaryota; Metazoa; Chordata; Cladistia; Polypteriformes; Polypteridae
Exons: 5
Coding region: 71-751 (226 amino acids)
Source: RefSeq, a predicted model, not a curated record
CGCACUUCUCUACUUCCUCAAGUGCAGUUGUAGCCUAAGUGUGUAUGUUGUAGCGUGCUUGUUCACAGAUAUGGGAGCUAAGUCUAGCCGCGCACAGACAAAUACAAUUUUUGAGAAAAAUAAAGUAAGAUUGCACCAUCACAGAAGGGCAGGAAGAUGCAGACCUCAUAGUUUCGACAAUCUGGCCAUUUGUGACAGCGUUUUAGAAGGAGUAAAUGAACCGAGUCGGUCUGGGGAGAGCAUCGCAGACGUACGAACAGAGCGUGACAGUGGAUCGAAUCAGCCGAGCACGUUUACAUCAGAUGUACAGCAGCAUCGGCUUGGAGACAACAAUAACCUCCUUUCUGUAACUAAUGGAGCAAGCGGCACUGAUACAGUGGGACUGUCCGAUGGACUGCAGUUUUCAGAUGGAAUUGUGCCCUUACGGAUUCAAAGAGGUUCAACUCGAAAUAGGGGAUCCCAGAACCGCCCUGUUUCGGAGCCGGUGGUGGGGGUGUUGAGGAUUACUAACAGGCAUUUAAACUGCGGCAGCCGCAUUGAGGAGCACUGGGUCAGCUGCCUCACAAGGCCCAGACAUCUCUACAACACUAACUUUCUCGACAGAGACUCAGGGGAGUGUUCCAUUUGUCUAGAGGAUCUUGUGAAGGGAAAUGAGAUCGCCCGACUCCCCUGCCUGUGCGUUUACCAUAAAAGGUGCAUAGAUGACUGGUAUAAAGUGAAACCAUUAUGUCCAGAACAUCCAUUUGACUGAAUGCUUGCCACAGACAAACUUCAGGGAUUUCAACAGGAAGAUGCCUGUUGGUCUGAAUCAUGGAGUCGUGUCACUAAGUAGACUGGAUCUUCUGGUUGUGCAGACUUCUCAUUGUGAUGUGAUGUUUGAUGGUAUUAGCCUGGAAAAGCAACUUUUUUUUUUUUAUAUAUGGAAUGUGCUGUCUGUUGAUGCACAUGAAAAGAAAUGGACAGAAAAGUUGAGAAGUUCGCUAAGGAUGUCAUUCUUCCAGGCUUGAAAAAUUGUAUAUGCAUAUUUAUGGCCUCAUGUGCUUUAAGUCUACACCAUUGCUUGUGUAUUUAUUUCUUUGUAUAACUUUAGAUUUUAAAUCAGUUCUUUUUCUAUUUAUUUGUAUUUUUUAAUUGCCAAAGCUCAUUGAUCUACUUCCUUAGAAGUAAAAAAAAAAAAGAUGACCACCACCACCACCUCUUCUUUUUACCACUGUAGCUGAUGUUGAAGGGCUAAGCGUACAUUAAAGCACUUUAUCAUUCAGUGCUCUAUGAAACUACGUCUGAUUUCUGCUUACAUACAUUAAGUUUGGUGUAUGCACCUUAAAAAAGAAGGAAGCUGCAAGCAUCCCAUUGUAUUAGAAUCCAAAAAAGUUACUUGUGGCUUCCACCAAUGAUUGGUAUCCCUUUUUUUUUUUAUGAGUGAAUCUGGUUGAUUGACUUUGUAUUAUGAAAUGGAAAGUGGUCAGUGGCCACCUGAGUUUUUGAAGUUAGGUGGCCACCUACCCUGUCAUGGAGCUGUCAUCAUCUUGCCACUAUGCUUGGCUCUUAUUCAGCACAGCAGUUCCAAGUACUGUAUGCUUUCUGUUAAGAGGGGAUCACCAAAGUUUUUCUUUAUUUGCAGUUAUUAUUAUGUACUUUACAUUAUAAGUCAUUAUCACUAUGGUUAGAUGUAGAACUAAUAGAUGUAAGCUGCAUUUUCAGUACAAAUAUGGUUUGGACAAUAUAUUCAGGGUGUGUAAUAAACUGUCAAUUUUGUGCGAGUGUCAUUACUGUAACAAUAAACCCUGGUCUGAUGGCCCUGGUCAUCUUAGGAAGCAGUGUUUCCAAAAAAGGUGCAUGUGUGGGUGUGUUUAUUAAUACUGUAUAUUUAAACAUCAUGUUCAUUUAUUAUUAGUCAAAGGUCAAAACGUGAAUCUCAGUAGCUAGUAAGUUAUACUUUGAGGUUUAUUUUUAAAAGUGCUUGCUGCUCAUGAGAUGACCUAAACAGAAAAAUGUAUUUUUUGGGGGGGAUGAGAAUUCAGGGUAGUUUUUUUAACUUUUUUUUUUCUUUGCUGCUUUGAUUUUUAAGACAGUAAAUCAGCUUUUUGAUUUUUAUUUUAAAGUGCCUAAAUGAAUGCCAGAUAUGCCAAUUAUGCCCAUUGCAGCCUUAAAUUCCAAAUAUGUAAGGUCAAAAGUUACUUUUUUUUUUGGCCUUGUCUGUGUGGCUAUUUGGUGAAAAUGUGAAAAGAAAGGACUCCAGCUGUAAAGCAAGGGCAGUCAAUAGGAAAUACAGUAAUCAGCUGAUCGAUGGCAAAAACCAGCAUAGAUAUGUUUUUCUUCCAGUUAUGAAUUAGCAAAUCUUAAUAAUGGUUAAAAAAAAAAAAAAAACUAGAUUUUUUUUUUUAUUUUAGCCUUUGUUAAAAAUGUAAUUUGCAAAUUGGCUGUUUUUAAGUGAAAAUGCCAAACUGUUUGCCGCUCCUCCCUCAGACCUUUUACUUUUCCUGUUUCUUUUGUUCAAUGUACAUUGCCGUGUUUUUCUUGGUUCAUUAAACAAAUGCACAGCUGCUGUUGCCACUGUUGUUCAUCUCAUUUGAAUAAUUUUUUAAAAAUCAAAGUAUAUUUCUCUCUCUCUCUCUCUCUCUCGUUCAGUUUGACACCAAACAGGAAAUGGUGGCUGAACCCAAAAUUUGAAUAUUCAAAGAUAACACUUUGGAGGAGUACAGUAUUACAUUUAUGCAUCAUGUAUAAAAAUAUGAACUUUAUAUACAAUAUGUUAAACUUUUUAAACUUUACAUGCCUAAUGGUGGGAUUUUAUUUUUUUUUUUAAACUCUGUGCAUUUUUUAAACCAUGGCUGUUACAAUUUUAAGAUGUUCACUUUUUUCAAUCCAGUAAAUGAGGAAAUAUUGUGCUGAUAUGUUUAUGGAUAUUAAUAUGCAAUAAAACAUUUUUACUUUAA